This is a messenger RNA of Papaver somniferum (opium poppy), 2001 nucleotides long. RefSeq lists its product as uncharacterized. The transcript is spliced from 6 exons. The coding region runs from base 1 to 2001 and encodes 666 amino acids. The record is from RefSeq and is a predicted model, not a curated record. NCBI's taxonomy places the organism in Eukaryota, Viridiplantae, Streptophyta, Magnoliopsida, Ranunculales, Papaveraceae.
AUGGUUACUACAACUUCAAAUAGUACUGCUGCUUCUUCAAGUGCUUCUGACAGAAUAAAGGUUAGUGCUCCAGCUCCAUUGAAUAAUAAGUAUAACUUUAGGAAGAAUCCUGGUAAAGGAGGAAUGCAAAUCAUGGUGAUUCAUAACUCAAAUUCAGGUAAUAAAGGCAACAUUUGGUUGUUUUGGAAUAAAAAUUUAUCUCAGCCUCAAGUUGUUUCAAUUUCUAGUCAAAUGGUUACUGUAAGUAUUGGUGAUGUUCUAGUAUCUGGAGUUUAUGCUCAUGUAAAAGUUGUUCAAAGAAGAUUUAUGUGGUAUGAAAUGGAGAUAAUUAGUUCUCUGAAUAAACCUUGGAUAAUAUUGGGUGAUUUUAAUUCAGUGUUACGUCAAGAAGAAAAGGUGGGAGGAAGGCUUCCUAAUAGGACUGCAAUCAUGGAAUUCAAUGAUUGUUUAAAUAAUUUUAAACACUUCCAAAAGAAGUUUGAAUUUCAAAAUGUUCAAAUUGUUGAAGAAUUAUUGGAAGUUAUUCCAAAAGUAAUUACAGAAGAAGAUCAAGCAAAGUUGGAUUCCAUUCCUAAUGCUGAAGAAAUUAAAAAUAUUGUUUUCACUAUGGAUCCAGAGAGUGCACCAGGACCUGAUGGAUUCUCAUUGUUACUGCCAAAGACUCAAGGAGCAAGAACUGCAAAUCAGUUUAGACCCAUUGGUCUAAGUAAUGUCAUUUUCAAGAUCUUCACAAAAAUAAUAACAACUAGAAUGAGUCACCUUAUGGAGAAAUUGGUAUCACCUCAGCAAGUGGCUUAUAUCAAAGGAAGAAGUAUACAUGAGCAGGUAAUCUUAGCCCCAAAAAUGGUUAACGAAAUGAAAUUCAAAAGGAGAGGAAGCAAUGUUGGUAUCAAAUUAGAUAUAUCUCAAGCCUAUGAUUCAGUUAGUUGGGAAUUCCUUAUAAAAGUAUUACAGAAGUAUGGCUUCUCUUCAAACUGGUGUGCAUGGUUAAUUACUUUGCUUGAAUCAGCAAAAGUUUCAGUAAUGGUGAAUGGAGGACCAUGUGGAUUCUUAUCAGUUGGAAGAGGUUUGAAGCAAGGAGAUCCUUUAUCUCCAAUUCUCUUUGUACUUAUGAGUCUUACAAGAUUACUUCAACUACUGGAUGACUAUCAAGCUAGUUCUUGUCAAAUUAUCUAUAAAGUUAAAAGUAAGUGCUUUGAGGAUGGUGCAUCUCAACUAAGAAAACAACUGAUUAGUGAAGAAAUCAAUAUGGAAUUAUCAAAAUUACUUGAUAAAUCUAGCACCAGAUUGGUUUUAGUCAAGUCUGUCUUAUGCAGUGUGCCUAUAUACAAUAUGUCCAUAUAUAAAUGGCCAUCUUCUUUAAUCAAAGUUUGUGAAAGACUUAUCAGGAAUUUUUUAUGGACUGGAGACAGUGAUUGUAGAAAAUUUAAAACUCUAACUUGGAGAAAAGUGUGCAAUCCUUAUGCAGAAGGUGGUAUUGGUAUUAGAAGGCUUGAAGUAAUCAACAAAUCUCUUUUAAUGAAGAUGAUAUGGAGAAUCAUUAACUCAAAGGAAGUAUGGGUAUUAUUAUUUUAUGCUAAAUUUCAAGACAAACAUGGGAAAUGGACCAAUAAUUGGAAGCAAUCUUCAGUAUGGAAAGGAUUAAAAUGGGCAUGGAACUAUCUAAAAGAAGAUGUUAGGUGGUGUGUAGGGAAUGGAACAAAAAUUUCAGUCUGGUAUGACAUUUGGUAUGGUGAAGCUUCAUUAAUAAAUGUAGUAGGCUUGAAUGAUUACAUAAAGGAAAAUAUUGACAUGAAAGUUAAUAUGCUACUGCAGAAUAAUAAAUGGGUGAUUCCAAUUGAAAUGCAAGGUUUUAUUUCUGUGACUGCAUUACCUGAUGUUAGUGGUGGAGAAGAUCAAAGAGUAUGGAGCGCUGAUAGAAGUGGAAACGUUGUAACCAAGAUUGCAGUUGAGAAGAUAAGAGCUAAAAAACCACCUCUCACAUGGAAUAAAUUCAUUUGA